Messenger RNA from Emys orbicularis (European pond turtle), 1026 nucleotides. It is a transcript of the gene PAQR6, whose product is annotated as progestin and adipoQ receptor family member 6. Lineage: Eukaryota; Metazoa; Chordata; Testudines; Emydidae. The coding region runs from base 1 to 1026 and encodes 341 amino acids. Gene Ontology annotation, molecular function: signaling receptor activity. The record is from RefSeq and is a predicted model, not a curated record. Gene Ontology annotation, cellular component: membrane. The transcript is spliced from 7 exons.
AUGCUGACGAUAAAGUUGCCUCAGAUAUUCAGGGUUCACCAAGUACCUCGUAUCUUCUGGGAGGAUGGCAUCAUAUCCGGCUACCGCCAUCCAAAGAGCUCUGCCUUGGACUGCAUCCUGAGCUCCUUCCAAAUGACCAACGAGACUGUCAAUAUCUGGACCCACUUCCUCCCGACCUGGUAUUUCGUGUGGCGGUUCUUGGGGCUCUUCUCCUCCCUGGAUUUCUGCAGAGACGCCUACAACUGGCCUUUCCUCGUCUACAUGUUGCUGGUCUGCCUGUACCCCUUCACCUCCAGCUGUGCCCACACCUUCAGCACCAUGUCCACCCACGCCCGCCACAUCUGUUACUUCUUUGACUAUGGAGCCCUCAGCCUCUACAGUCUGGGCUGUGCUUUCACAUACGGAGCCUAUGCGAUGCCAGACCGUUGGGUUAACAGCACUUUACACCAUUACUUUGUACCAAUGGCUGCUUUUAACUCAUUUAUCUGCACCAGUCUGUCUUGUUACUCCCGGUUCCCGGAAUUGGAGUGUCCCCGGCUGAGCAAGGUUUUACGGACAACGGCCUUUGUGUAUCCCUUUGUCUAUGACAAUAUCCCGCUGUUUUAUAGGCUUCUGUUCUGCUUCGGGGACGGCUGCACCUGGAACGAUGCCACCGCGGGUUACUUCUACCACCUAUUCUUUGCCCUGCUCACCGGCUUCCUCUUUGCCUCCCACCUGCCGGAACGCCUGGCGCCCGGGCGCUUUGACUAUAUUGGGCACAGCCACCAGCUGUUCCACAUCUGCGCAGUGGUGGGCACCCACUUCCAGCUGGAGGCCGUCCUGUCGGACGUGCGCUCGCGGCAGGCCUGGCUGAGCACCCGGGCCCCGGCGCCCGCCUUCUCCGCCACCUUCGGCACCGUCAGCCUGGCCCUGCUGGGGAACCUGCUCAUCAUUGGGGGGUUCACCGUGGCCCUGCUGCGCUGGCCGGGCGGCGCCGCCAUCCUGCAGAGCACCGUGCCCGAGGCGGGCCGCCCCAAGGAGCAGUGA